Thalassophryne amazonica is the source of this 2407-nucleotide messenger RNA. Its product is annotated as C-Jun-amino-terminal kinase-interacting protein 1-like. The record is from RefSeq and is a predicted model, not a curated record. Gene Ontology annotation, biological process: regulation of JNK cascade. NCBI's taxonomy places the organism in Eukaryota, Metazoa, Chordata, Actinopteri, Batrachoidiformes, Batrachoididae. The coding region runs from base 129 to 2357 and encodes 742 amino acids. The transcript is spliced from 12 exons. Gene Ontology annotation, cellular component: cytoplasm. Gene Ontology annotation, molecular function: protein binding.
AAGAGGGAGGGAGAGGAGGCCUUGUCCGAGAAGAGGAGCAUCGACACCGGUUUGGUAGAGGAGAGGAGGAGGACGAGGAGCAGGACGAGGAGGAGGAGGGUUUCUGACAGGAACAGUGGUGAGCUGUCAUGGACAAAUAUCGUCCAAAGAGACCCACCACCCUGGCUCUGUUCCCACGGUUACCCCCGGCUGGUACCCAGGACUCCAUCAACAACAACUCUUUGGGGAAGAAGGACGGCUGGAAGGACUCACGCUCCUCCUCUCCUCACAUCACAGGGGAUCUAACACCUCCAGAUGCACAGCCAAAAGCAGAGGAUAAAGUCCGACAUGGCACCCGUCGCCUGGCCCCCAAACCCCCCACAGCCGGGGGGCCAAACAGCAGAACCAACACACACACUCAAAGUGCUGCCGCCGCUGGGGGCACACACCCACGACCACGCGACAGACAGCUGCCCUGCACUGCACAGACAAACUCUGCCAGCACGCCAAGGAGUCAGCGGAGAGGAGGAGGAGGAGGAGGAGCCAGAGGAGGAGGACGGGGAGCAUCCGCAAUGAGAGAGAGGAGCAUGGGGGACGGAGGAACGCUAGGUAAAGAGGAGAGAAGAGGAGGGCGCCUCUGUCUGGACUCCAAAGCAAAAGUGAGAGAGAGGAACAGUCAUCAGAGGUCACGAGAUGCAAAUGGACUAAAGACCCAGGGGGCUGAUGGGAAAGGAAAAGGAGGUGCCAGAGGGAGCAGUCGAGGAGGACCACUCAACAACAUGCCAAACAACACGAUUUCUUCCCAGAAUGUUUAUCUGACAGCCAUGGUGGUUCCACGCACACCUGUAGCAGCCCAAGACCAGAACAGGAUACAAAAUCCAGGCCAAAACCAUGACAGGACACAGGAGGCCCCUCCUGUCCUCUCCAGGUCCAGCAGUGAGGGGGGCGCCAACAGAAUGUCCCUCAGUUCAGACACUGAGGGGCCACCUCCAGGGCCCCUGCAUCCGGUUGUCCCUCACCGAGCCAACCCAGACAUCACUGAAGAAGACGGGGAGGGAGAUCCCACCCCUUGUCUGAACAUCCAGGGUGGUCGAAGUAUCUUCACCGACUUUAAUGAAAAACAAAAAAUGGACUGCACUGUGCUGGAGAGUCUUCACGUGGCUGCAGGCGGACAAAUGUCUGACAGUAUCAACAUGGAGGACACGGCAAAGCGUCCAGCAGAUGAUGGAGCGGCUCGGACAGAAGCAACGUGCGAAGCAGCUGCAGGGUUUAACUACGACUCAGUGAAAUACACUCUGGUGGUGGAUGAACACGCCCAGCUGGAGCUGGUCAGCCUGAAAGAGUGUCUGCACAACAACAACCAGCAGGAGGACGACAGCGACAGCGACACGGUCUAUCAGUCAGCCAACGAGGAGGAGGAGCCCGACGAGCAGGAGGACAGGAGGCAAGAGAAGAGGCAAGCAGAGGAACAGCAGAUUAAGGAAGAGGAGGCGAAGAGGAGGAGGGAAGAGGAGGUGAAGAGGAGGAGGGAGGUGGUGAUGAAACUCACCUGUCAGUGCAAAGUGUCAUCAACCACAACCUCAGAAGACGAACCAAAUGGAAGAAGGGUUCAAGCUCCCCGAAGCAAGAAGUUUCUCAACGUAUUUGUCAACAGCAGCAGCCAAUACAGCGACACUGGUGCCGGCUCUUUUGGCGUGUUCUCCUGUGUUCUGGAUGGGGUGGAGCGACAGCAGAGCCACAGAGCCGUCUACAGGUUUGUCCCUCGUCAUGCUGAUGAGCUGCACCUGGAGACGGACGACCCGGUGUUGAUGCUGAAGCGGUCUGAGGACCUCUGGUGUCACGGUUACAACAUGAGGACUGGAGCUACUGGAAUCUUCCCUGCCUACUACACUGUCAAAGUGUCCAAAGAUGUUACUGACGUCCACAAAGACGGCUGGAUAGAUCAGUUCCUGGUGCGAUUCCUGGGUUCCGUUCAGGUUCCCUUCCACCAAGGCAAUGAUGUGCUGUGUGCUGCAAUGCAGAAGGUGGUGUGCAGCAGGCGUGCAGCACCACAGCCUCCUGCCGUGUGUGUGCUGGACGUGAGCAUGAAGGGCAUGAAGAUCAGCGUGCAGGACCAGUGUCACUCAGCUCACAGGGGGGGUCAGUGUUCCCAUUUCUUCCAGCUGAAGAACAUCUCAUUUUGUGGUUGUCAUCCAAGAUACAGCAAGUACUUUGGCUUCAUCACCAAACAUCCUGACCAGCAGCGCUUUGCCUGUCAUGUGAUGAUGUCAGAGAAAACAUUACAUCCUCUAGCGGAGUCUCUACGGAGGGCAUUCCAGCAGUAUUACAAGGAGCACGUUGGCUACUCCUGCCCCACUGAAGACAUCUUCAUUGACUGAAGCCUUCUGUGCACACUCGCUGUGUGCAUGUGAGCUGGACUACUUGCAUG